Messenger RNA from Plasmodium gonderi, 1245 nucleotides. Its product is annotated as variable surface protein. Bases 1 to 1245 code for a protein of 414 amino acids. The transcript is spliced from 3 exons. NCBI's taxonomy places the organism in Eukaryota, Apicomplexa, Aconoidasida, Haemosporida, Plasmodiidae. The record is from RefSeq and is a predicted model, not a curated record.
AUGAGGGGAAAAAAUAAGUGUAUAACUUCAAUUAAAAUUAUUUCACUCAUAGGCAUAUUUUCUAAAUAUUCUUUUAACACAUUCAAUACUUAUAAUACAUAUAUUACAAGAACUGAACGAACACUGGCUAUAAAGAUAUUCCAAAGUAAAUAUAAACAAGAAGCUUUAAAAGUUAAUUUAAAACACUUUAACCCCAAAUAUACUAUAAACAAUGGUUCCCAUAAAAUAUCCUCUAUAUACAAAGAUAUGAAAUUGCUGGAUGAAUGUGUUCAAGAAUUAUUAUUAGAUCUACCUGAAAAAUUAGAUAAACAUGUAGUAAAAGAUGAAAUAACGAAUAAAACAUUAGAAAGAGCCCUAUUUAAAGAUUACCCUAUAAUCCAUGUUAUUCCAUUAAGUAGAAGAAUUGCUACUAUAUUGUAUGAUUUUACUAGGAAAAAAAUACAUGAGAUUGCUGUUCAUUCUAUAUAUAAUUCUUUAGUUAUUAUUUUAACAUAUAAAUGCAAUUCAAAUUUAUACGGUAAAUAUACAGAGUUAAAUAAUAUUGCAUUUCUUACUAUAGUGGUUAUAUGUUUAUCACAAAUAUUAUAUAAUAUCGGAAAAUUUGAUUUUUUAAAAAAAUAUGAAACUCCUGAAAUGAGAGAAAAAGAAUUAGCCAAGGAAAAAAAAUGGGAAAUUAAAAAAAAAAGAGAACAGGAUGUGUUAAAAUAUAAAGAAAUAAAAAAACAUGGAAUAAACGAUUUGGACACUUACAUGCAGUACUAUAAGCAAAGAUAUUAUAGUAGGAAAGGAUUAGGAAAAUUUGACAGUUAUUGUGAAAAAUAUGUAUUUGAUAAGAUUCAUAAAAUAGAUAGAAUUGCUGAAUGUAGUAAGAGUUACAAUAAAAAAUUAAAAAAUAAUUUGUGUAUAAAAUACUUAUUUUAUACUAUUUCCCCUUGUUUAUUUCAAUUUUUUGUAAUAAUUGCCCCGGUUUUAGAUAGAAUUGAAGGCCUUCAAUUUGAAGAAUAUAAAAGAAGUUCAAUUUUAGGUACAUAUGUGCCAACAUCAGUAUCAUAUAUUUAUAUUGCACUUUUUGUACUAUUAUCAUAUUUUAUUUUAGCAUCAAUUGCUUAUAUAAUGAUAAAAUUAUUAAAACAUGAUAGAAUAUCAAUAAUGGAAAAUAUAUUAUAUGUGGAUAAAUAUUACUUAGUUCAUAACAAUAUUAUAUAUUUUUUUUUAUCUUUUUAUUUAGAAUUAUAUCUGUUUUAG